Trichoplax adhaerens is the source of this 933-nucleotide messenger RNA. RefSeq lists its product as uncharacterized. The transcript is spliced from 12 exons. The coding region runs from base 1 to 933 and encodes 310 amino acids. The record is from RefSeq and is a predicted model, not a curated record. NCBI's taxonomy places the organism in Eukaryota, Metazoa, Placozoa, Uniplacotomia, Trichoplacea, Trichoplacidae.
AUGACUGUCAACUUAGAGGAAUACUUUCGCACUACCUUCGAAGAUAAACUGCUGGUUAAAAUGCCUGAGCGCGAAGAUGACCAUCUUACACCAGCAACAAGACUAUUGGAGAAAAGAAGGGAAAUGUCUGAGGUUGAGCAGGCUCUGGCUGCUCAGAAAGAGGAAUUUCAAAUGAAAAUGGAAAGUUUACAACAGCGAAGAGAGGAAUUAGAGCGGAAGGAAUACCAACUGAAAGAAUCGCUUCUAAAAUUUGACAAAUUCUUAAAGGAGAAUGAUUCUAAACGAACUAGAGCACUUAAAAAAGCACAUGAAGAAAGAGAUUUAAUUAAGAGUAAGGAUAAAGAUAUUAUAAAAUUGAUAGAUGAAACUCAAACCAUGAUCAAACAGAGAGACAAAAUGCAAAAGAAAUUACUGAAAUAUAUCCUUUACUUAUUUUUAUCUUUAGUAUUAACUUAUCAAGCUUAUUUAGAAAAAGUUUUAGAGAAGACGGAAGAGUAUAGUGAAAUUCGAGAAAUUACCGCCAGAUUCGAUACCUUGGUAGCGACUUAUGAUGACUUAAUUGAACGAGAAAGAAAGAAUCAAGAAUCAACAGAGGUAGAAAAGGGUCGGCUUUUAAAGUAUAAAGAGGAGAAAAAUAAUGAAGUUAUGUAUUACAAUAAUAAGCUUGCGAAUCUGCAGACACAGUUAGAAAAAACUCAAAGUGAAGCGGCAAAGUGGGCAACUCACAAUUUGUAUACCUUGGUCAACAAACACUUAAAGCAGACACCUUUACCUCUUGAUCAAACAGUUCUACAAUUAGACAAGAUUCAACUGUUCAUAAUGGACUUGACGCAAAUUACUCAAGAUAUUAAACGCUCGGAACAGUUAGCGGCAUCUAUUGCCGCUAAACAACAGCAGCAACAAUUACAAAUGCUAUUAGAUAAACAAGCAUAG